AUGAAGUUCCUCGGGAAGCCCAGGAGCCAGACAGCUGCUUUUCUGCCUCUUUGCUGGUUCUUUCUGAAGAUUCUGCAACCAGGGCACAGCCACCUUUAUAACAACCGCUAUGCUGGUGAUAAGGUGAUAAGACUUAUUCCCAAAACAGAAGAGGAAGCAUAUGCACUGAAGAAAAUAUAUCACCAACUUAAGGUGGACCUGUGGCAGCCCAGCGGCAUCUCCUAUGUAUCAGAGGGAACAGUGACUGAUGUCCGUGUUCCCCAAAAUGGUUCCCAAGCCCUGUUAGCCUUCUUACAGGAAGCCAACAUCCAGUACAAGAUCCUCAUAGAAGAUCUUCAGAAAGCACUGGAAAGGGGAAGAAGCUUACAAACCCAGAGAAAUCGAAGAUCCCUCCCUGAAUACAAUUAUGAAGUUUAUCACUCCUUAGAAGAAAUUCAAAAUUGGAUGCAUCAUCUGAAUAAAACUCAUUCCAGCCUCAUUCACAUGUUCUCUAUUGGAAAAUCGUAUGAGGGAAGAUCUCUUUUUAUUUUAAAGCUGGGCAGAAAAUCACGAGCUUACAAAGGAGCUGUCUGGAUAGACUGUGGUAUUCAUGCAAGAGAAUGGAUUGGUCCUGCCUUUUGUCAGUGGUUUGUAAAAGAAGCUCUUCAAACAUAUAGGAGUGACCCAGCCAUGAGAAAAAUGUUGCAUCAUCUGUAUUUCUAUAUCAUGCCUGUGUUUAAUGUUGAUGGAUACCAUUUUAGCUGGACCAAUGAUCGAUUUUGGAGAAAAACAAGGUCAAGGAACUCAAGGUUUCACUGCCGUGGAGUUGAUGCUAAUCGUAACUGGAAAGUGAAAUGGUGCAAUGAAGGAGCUUCUAUGCACCCUUGUGAUGAUACAUACUGUGGCCCUUUCCCAGAAUCUGAGCCAGAAGUGAAGGCUGUAGCUAACUUCCUCCGAAAACACAGAAAGCACAUUAGGGCUUACCUCUCCUUUCAUGCAUAUGCUCAAAUGUUGCUGUAUCCCUAUUCUUACAAAUAUGCUACAAUCCCCAAUUUUAACUGUGUGGAAUCUGCAGCUUAUAAAGCUGUGAAUGCACUUCAUUCGGUGUACGGGGUACGGUAUAGAUAUGGACCUGCCUCCCGAACGUUGUAUGUGAGCUCUGGCAGCUCAAUGGAUUGGGCCUACAAAAAUGGAAUACCCUAUGCCUUUGCUUUUGAACUACGUGACACUGGACACUUUGGAUUUUUACUCCCAGAGACGCUCAUCAAACCCACCUGUACAGAGACCAUGCUGGCUGUGAAGAAUAUCACAAUGCACCUGCUAAAGAAGUGUCCCUGA
Cynocephalus volans (Philippine flying lemur) is the source of this 1317-nucleotide messenger RNA. RefSeq names its product carboxypeptidase A6 (gene CPA6). The coding region runs from base 1 to 1317 and encodes 438 amino acids. Gene Ontology annotation, biological process: proteolysis. The record is from RefSeq and is a predicted model, not a curated record. The transcript has 11 exons. Gene Ontology annotation, molecular function: metallocarboxypeptidase activity; zinc ion binding. NCBI's taxonomy places the organism in Eukaryota, Metazoa, Chordata, Mammalia, Dermoptera, Cynocephalidae.